AUGAAAAAGAGUAUACAGACCUACUUACGGGAUUCUGGAUGGGAGAUGAAGGUGCAGAAUGCUGUGUAUGUUCAGUUAAAGAGGUCAGUAUUUUUUGGUUUUCAUCAGCAACAAAGUGACAUCCUCAGUUAAGCUAUAAAUUUAAAGCUUCUAAAAUCAAUUUUUUUUCAACUAAAAGACACCUACAUUGCAUCCUGUGAGCAGAGUCCCCCAUUAUCGUCUUGAGCAAGGAGGUGACAAGGAGGCUGUGCCAGAAUUGUGUAAAGCCUAAAGUUGAGGUUGCUGCAGUGCAAACUUCUGGACUAUAGUCAAAUUAUCUUGUUUUCUCUCAUUAAACUGUUUUUUCGGGUACAAGCAUCUGUUUACUGAUAACCGAUAGUCAUAACUGAGCCCACUGUAGCAAGCGCAUGGCUAUACUAAGCUUGGGUUCAAAACAUGGGUCCUAGCAACAUGCUGGGCAUGCUCAACAAAGAUCUUACUUGAUUCAUGGUGAGUCCUUUCUGAAUUCACCAAAAUGAAGCAAGCGAAAGAAACUCUGUGCUGGCAGGGUGCCUAAGAAGUUCAGUAAUGCUGCAACAAGGAUUAGUUGGCAAUAAUACAGUGUAUGUCACCAAUAGAACAUGGAUCAGUCUGCAUAGUACUGAUGUGGUUUUAUAACCAAAUGUGUUUUUGGUACUGUGGAUUUUCUUGGAGCAAUCUGCAUUAAGUCUCCUGUGUGAAAGCAAAGUUGUAAAUUUUAAGCCUGUACGUGUGUACACUGUAUAUAGUACCCCGUCAGACUAAUGGUAAGGGUCAGUAUGAUAGGUUGUAAUAAUUUCAUUUCCCUGCCCCUGACAUCCAACUCAGUGUUACAUAUUAAUUUUUAUCUGUCUACACUGAAGAUGCAGUCUGGUGAAUGUUCUAUGACACAGAUAGUACUGAUGUGUGCUCGAUCACAGACUUAAUUCAAAUGAUUACACAAUUACAAAGCCUAGGAGUUAUUUCAGAAUGUCAAUCUCGUGCCUGUAAAAUACAAUCCUUUUAUUGUAUUAAAAUAGAAACUUGUAGAUCACAUAACGUGCAUUAUUUUUCUUCCUUUUGCUUAAUGAUAAUUUGAAAAAAGAAGAUUGAGAUUAAUUCUUUAACCUAGACUGUACUUCUGUACAACACCACAAAUAUGUACCCACUGGAACAUGUAGAACCUAAUUUAGUUUUGAUUUCAUGUUGUCUAAACAUUAAUGUCCUGUCUAGCCUGUGCCAGGCUUUCAGAUAGUAUAGUGGGAAAGUAUUAAAAUGAGCAAAGCGAAAAUAAGACGCUUUUUCUGAAUGACUUUUCACCACUAUUUCGGAGCCUGGAUCAGGCUAUGUCCUGUCUGAAUCCUCAAAUUAAUGCACACAGUUAGUUUGCAGCUAUUUUCAUGUGCACUGUAAUUAGCAAAUUGAAUUACCUGUAGCCAGUUGUUACACCGGUAGUUAAGUUCCAAGUUUAAUCUCUUUUUAGUUUGCCAGAUGUAUCAUCCAUGCCAGAAACUUUACGGGGCCAAGUGAAGGAACCAUUAGCAUUCAUACGCAAGGCACAGAAAUUGUAA
Porites evermanni is the source of this 1568-nucleotide messenger RNA. The record is from the annotation of a GenBank genome assembly. Lineage: Eukaryota; Metazoa; Cnidaria; Anthozoa; Scleractinia; Poritidae.